UCCCUGGGAUGUAAAAUGUGGGUAAUGUUAGAGUUGGUGUGAAUAUUAAACGUAAAUAAUGUAUGUGACAUACUUAGCUUUAUACCUGGCACCUAAAUAAACAAUAAGUUUGUUAGCUAUUAUUAUUAAAGACGUUGAUUUCUCUACUGAUAUCGUCAGAGAUGGGCCUCAUGCUCAUUAAAGUUCCUUCCUCUGCGACCUAUUUCCACUCUGGCCACAAUAAUAACUAAUUAUAGCAAAGGCCUGACCCGACUUUCGGCCGUUGGCCUCCUUCUCCACACCGAAAAAUUCAAAUCAUGACCCAUGGUCCAUCCUAGAAGUGUGCCAUCUGUAUUUAUGAAUGGAGCCUAAGCAAAUCUGAAAACCAAGCACCCCAGGCAGCUGAGCCUCGCUUAGCAACCGACGCUGGGGCCUGUUGCUAAGGGAAAAGAAAGAAAGGACGUGGUCCGUCAGCUAUUGCUCUCCGGAGGCAGCUACUUCCGGUCCCCCGGACCCUGUCCUGAGGUCUACCUUCCCCCGAGGUACUGGGCCUGCGGCCGUAGGUUCCGCUGUCUCGGGAACCUUAGUAGCCCUCGUUCAGGCGGCGGCGGGGGCGGCAGUAGCGGCGGAGGUGGCUUCAGGCCUCCGGUGCGGCUGCAAUGCUGAGCUCACGGGCCGAGGCGGCGAUGACCGCGGCCGACAGGGCCAUCCAGCGCUUCCUGAGGACCGGGGCGGCCGUCAGAUAUAAAGUCAUGAAGAACUGGGGAGUUAUAGGUGGAAUUGCUGCUGCUCUUGCAGCAGGAAUAUAUGUUAUUUGGGGUCCCAUUACAGAAAGAAAGAAGCGUAGAAAAGGGCUCGUGCCUGGCCUUGUUAAUUUAGGGAACACCUGCUUCAUGAACUCCCUGCUUCAAGGCCUGUCUGCCUGUCCUGCUUUCAUCAGGUGGCUGGAAGAGUUCACCUCCCAGUACACCAGGGAUCAGAAGGAGCCCCCCUCACACCAGUAUUUAUCCUUAACACUGUUGCACCUUCUGAAAGCCUUGUCCUGCCAAGAAGUUACUGAUGAUGAGGUCUUAGAUGCAAGCUGCUUAUUGGAUGUCUUAAGAAUGUACAGAUGGCAGAUCUCAUCAUUUGAAGAACAGGAUGCUCACGAAUUAUUCCAUGUCAUUACCUCGUCAUUGGAAGAUGAGCGAGACCGCCAGCCUCGGGUCACACAUUUGUUUGAUGUGCAUUCCCUGGAGCAGCAGUCAGAAAUAACUCCCAAACAAAUUACCUGCCGCACAAGAGGGUCACCUCACCCCACAUCCAAUCACUGGAAGUCUCAACAUCCUUUUCAUGGAAGACUCACUAGUAAUAUGGUCUGCAAACACUGUGAACACCAGAGUCCUGUUCGAUUUGAUACCUUUGAUAGCCUUUCACUAAGUAUUCCAGCCGCCACAUGGGGUCACCCAUUGACCCUGGACCACUGCCUUCACCACUUCAUUUCAUCAGAAUCAGUGCGGGAUGUUGUGUGUGACAACUGUACAAAGAUUGAAGCCAAGGGAACGUUGAAUGGGGAAAAGGUGGAACACCAGAGGACCACUUUUGUUAAACAGUUAAAACUAGGGAAGCUCCCUCAGUGUCUGUGCAUCCACCUACAGCGGCUGAGCUGGUCCAGUCACGGCACGCCUCUGAAGCGGCACGAGCAUGUGCAGUUCAAUGAGUUCCUGAUGAUGGACAUUUACAAGUACCACCUCCUUGGACAUAAACCUAGUCAACACAACCCUAAACUGAACAAGAACCCAGGGCCUACACUGGAGCUGCAGGAUGGGCCGGGAGCCCCCACGCCAGUUCUGAAUCAGCCAGGGGCCCCCAAAACACAGAUUUUUAUGAAUGGCACCUGCUCCCCAUCUUUAUUACCAACGCUGUCCGCACCGAUGCCCUUCCCUCUCCCGGUUGUUCCCGACUACAGCUCCUCCACAUACCUCUUCCGGCUGAUGGCAGUUGUCGUCCACCAUGGAGACAUGCACUCUGGACACUUUGUCACUUACCGACGGUCCCCACCUUCGGCCAGGAACCCUCUCUCAACCAGCAACCAGUGGCUGUGGGUCUCCGAUGACACUGUCCGCAAGGCCAGCCUGCAGGAGGUCCUGUCCUCCAGCGCCUACCUGCUGUUCUAUGAGCGCGUCCUUUCCAGGAUGCAACACCAGAGCCAGGAGUACAAGUCUGAAGAAUGACUUCGCCCUCCUGCAAGGCUAGAGCUGAUGGCACUGUCUUCACACUGUCCGGGAAAAAAGUAAAACUGUACUGUUGUGUGUGCAAGCAGCCGCACUGGAGCCUUCCAGCUUUCCGGUGUGUUCUGAGAGCAGGCUCCACCUGGGAGCCAGCCCCAAUUCAUACCAAAUCAGGCUCCCUGAACAGCUCUGUUCAUGUGUGUAGAAGGUACUGUUGUAUUAAGAAAGCAUUCAUUAUGUCUGGAGUGUCUUUUUACUCAUCUGAUACAGGUCAUUAAAAGAAUGCAGAUUCUUGAAGCCACCGUUUUCAUAUUGUAAUGUUAGGUGUUCUCAGAGGGGAUGCACCUUUGUGUAAUCAGCGUUUCCACCCAGAUCUUUUAUUUUUAAUAAGCAGGCCCAUAAAAAUUGUUGACAAGAAUUAAUGAAAUUAUUAAAGGCAACAAUUUAGAAGAAAAAGUGCCUUUCACUUUCGAUUGCUUUUAUAUAGCACAUCCAUUCUGAAAUAUUCCUUCCAGGCUCCUCAAAGGAUAGCGAGAGAACAGGUGAAAGAUGCCUAAAGAACACUUUCCUUUUUCUAUGCCUUUUCUAAUCUUCCAGUUCUUUCUAUGGAGUAAAGGCUCAUCUGCCAAAUCUGCCCCCCUGGGGAAACUCUUUCACUACUUUGUCGGUUAUAAGUGAAAAGCUUACUUGUUGCUUUUAUCUUUUGUAUAUUGGACUGAGAUGUAAUUACACUGUAUUAUAAAACUCUGUGAAUAGCCAGACCUGAGCUAGAUCUUUGCAACACCUGAUUCCUCUGCCCUGUGGAAAACUCUUUCUUACACAAGGAUCCACUGUAAAUGGUUACUUUCGUCUGUUUAUUUAUUGCCCAUGCAGAGCUCUUAAGGUUUACAGGUAGGAACUUGGGACUGUAUAAAAAGACAAUCCCUGCCCUGAGUAGACAGCGGGCUUAGGAAGGAAGGGCUGACCAUGGGGCUGCAGUCUCUCUCAACCUCAGUUUCCUCAUUUGUGAAGAGUUAGAUUUGAUGACACCAAAGUUCAGCCCUUUUCACGAAAAGAAGAAAGCAGCUUUUGACUUUUUAAAAACAUAUAACUACAGGUGGCAUCUAGUAUUGUAUGUUGCUCUAGGUUCAUAUUCUGAAUUUAUUCAUUUCCAGUAGCCUAAUACAAAAAGUAUAUAUUGAGCACUUUCUUCCCUUUUUGGAUAAGUCUCUGAAUGCAGCCCAGGGCCAAAGGAAUUUUUAUGACACAGUAGUACCUGUUUUAAGCUAGAUUUUUAAUUUAAAAAAAUAGAUCCAAAUUCAAACCGACUCAUCAGAGGUAAGACUGGAAUCAGACCUAUCCAAAAGGUCAUCUGAGGUUAGGCUAAGACCUGUGCUUCCUCUGCUGGGGGCGAGCUGGUGGACACACCAAACGGUGCCUUGGCAGCAGCUCACCGUGCAGGAAGCCCAGAUGGUCACUCUUCUACUGGGCCCAGGCUGCACCCUAGGACUCAGUAACUCUCACUGUCCACAGAAUAUACUGUACAGGCUCUCCAGGCUCUGGGCGUUGGGGUGCAAGGGGCAGCUUGAACUGUACGGUCCGUCCUGCACUCACCCGAUGCAGACCUUGGCUUUGAUGUUGAAAUGAACACUUGUUUUACCCAAGUCUGGUGGAACAAAUGCCCAAAUCAUGUGACCUUAAAGUGUACUGCAAAGCUGUAGCUUUAAGUAAUUGCUGUUCUGCCACUGCUUACUUUUUGAAAUCUACCAUUAAAGAAAGAUGGAGAAAAGCGGCUGAGCCUUGGAACGUACGGCUAUAAGCAGAUCUCUCUUUGGUGAGAGGCCAGGGUUUGAGCCAAGGCUAUAAAUGUGAACAAUACCUGUGCAAAGCCUUUUAACCUGACUUCUUCAUUUUGUAAAUUAUUAUGCAUUAAGCAGCAGCCCAAUAAUCUGAUUUCUAGUUUUAAGUUAUUUUCAAAGUAAGUAGCUUCUCUUGGGGAAGAUCUAAGUUAAACUAGUGGUUUUGCCAUAAUAACUGCUGACUUAUGUAUUUGCUAAAGGUACUUUUGUAUCUGCUGUGUAUUAUAGCAAUAAAAUCAUCAUUUUGUUAGGAAAACA
Messenger RNA from Chlorocebus sabaeus (green monkey), 4285 nucleotides. RefSeq names its product ubiquitin specific peptidase 30 (gene USP30). NCBI's taxonomy places the organism in Eukaryota, Metazoa, Chordata, Mammalia, Primates, Cercopithecidae. Gene Ontology annotation, biological process: protein deubiquitination. Gene Ontology annotation, cellular component: nucleus; cytosol. Gene Ontology annotation, molecular function: cysteine-type deubiquitinase activity. The record is from RefSeq and is a predicted model, not a curated record.